This is a messenger RNA of Chenopodium quinoa (quinoa), 2147 nucleotides long. Its product is annotated as binding partner of ACD11 1-like. Lineage: Eukaryota; Viridiplantae; Streptophyta; Magnoliopsida; Caryophyllales; Amaranthaceae. The record is from RefSeq and is a predicted model, not a curated record. Bases 297 to 1172 code for a protein of 291 amino acids. The transcript has 5 exons. Gene Ontology annotation, molecular function: RNA binding.
UUACGCAUAUUAAUUUAAUUACUCUUCCAUAAAUAACCCAAAACCGUUGAUUAAUUACAUAAUUAAUUAAAAUAAAAUAAAAUAAAUAGUCCGUAUCGUUCGAUCGUGCUUAAAUGAAAAAGUGAACUCCCCCACCCACAACUCACGUGCUUCACUCGCCGGCAAAACUAAACCUUUAUUGAGCCUUCCCCUUGAAUUCAUAUUCUUCUUCUUCAAAACUCCCCCUCCUCUUUCUCUCUCCUCUUCCAUUACAUUUUCUCUCUCUAAAACCUCUUUUUCUUCCUUCUAUUACAAAAAUGUCGGCUAAGACUGUUAAAGUCAGCAAUGUUUCUCUUAAGGCAUCUGAGCGAGAGCUCAAGGAGUUCUUUUCUUUUUCCGGUGAUAUUGUAUAUUUGGAGAUGAAGAGUGAAAAUGAAGAAUCCCAAACUGCCUAUGUUACCUUCAAUGACUCACAGGGAGCCGAAACUGCUGUUUUGCUUACGGGAGCAACAAUAGCUGAAAAGACAGUGACAAUAACUUUGGAUCCAGAGUACGAGUUGCCUCCCGCUGCUUUAGCACCGCCAGCUGAUGCCCCUGGAGGUGCUCAAGGUGCUCUGCGAAAGGCAGAGGAUGUCGUUACCAGCAUGCUAGCCAAGGGUUUUAUCUUAGGGAAAGAUGCUGUUGGCAAGGCAAAAUCCUUAGAUGAGAAGCAUCAGCUUACUUCAACAGCCUCUAUUAAAAUUGCAUCUCUUGACCAGAAGAUUGGUCUGACGGAGAAGAUUAGCAUGGGUACUUCUGCAGUUAACAACAAAGUGAAGGAGAUGGAUCAGAAAUUCCAGGUUUCUGAGAAAACAAAAUCAGCAUUAGCUGUUGCUGAGGAAAAAGUCAGCACUGCAGGGUCCGCCAUAAUGAAGAACCGCUAUGUGCUUACUGGUACCACCUGGGUAACUGGCGCUUUCAGCAGGGUGACAAAAGCAGCUGGUGAAGUUGGGCAGAAGACGAUAGAGAAAGUUGGAAUGGCGGAAGAUGAGCAGAAGAGGAAAAUGGUGGAUGACUUUGCUCAGGUCCAUCUAUCAGAAUCCGACUCCCCCAAGGCUCCAUCAUCCCCUAAGUCUUCAUCAUCACCCAAGGAUUCUUCCCCGAGUGAGAAACAACCUACAAAGCCUGAGCCAGUGCAAGGUUUGAUCCUUUAAGAUGUGCCUCAUUGUAUAUAUUUUUGACCCAAGAAUUGUUUACCUGUUAUCACGGUUAUUGCCUCUACUUUCGGUAGUAACCAGUGUAAACGAAACUUACUUUAUAAGUGGAUAUUCAACUAUUUCUGGGUCUUUACCAUCCUUUGUUUGCACGCUGAUGGACUAAACAUUUUGAUGGUAUUGGUCAGUCUUUUUGUUUUGGGGAUAGUUAUGUUUUACUUAUAUUUAAGUGUAAAUCGAGCUUUUUCUUUUUUUUUUGAAAGAAAUCAAGCUUUCUUCUUUAUUGACAAGUACUCAACAUUUUUUCUCCAUUAUAAGGGAAUAUAUGAUUGAGAAAGAGAAACUUUUGAAAUGUACUUAGCCUUAUAGGCCAGAAUUCGGAUGAAUACUCUCUUCUGGACAAGGUGUUUUUUAUUUUAUUUUAUUAUAAUUUAUAAAGUGUUUGGUAGGGUUAUCCAAAAUUUGAGUUUAAUCUCAUUUAUAUCUAUAUCAUUCGUACAAACUAUUUGGAAAUUGAAGAAAUAUAGCAUUGCAAUAACAGCAUAAUGGAUCAAAUUAUGAAAUUUACCAAAAAUUUAAGAACCAACGUAGACGCUAGUGUUGAAAAUUUGAAGUGAAUAGUGAAUACACCUCCAAAUUUAGAAAGGUAAAGUCUAUUCCGAACUAUAACUAUUCAAACAAGCUUCCAUUUUAUUACAGGCACUCUUCCUAGUUCCUACCUAUGUAUGCCCUUUUUAAAAAAAAAAUUCCAAUAAAAAGGAUAUUUACUUGCCUAAAAUAAUCUAAGGAAACCAACCUUAAUUAGGAUUAGGAUAAUUAAUUUUAUAAAAACCAAAAAUUAAUAGGCCGCAGAUAAGUUGAAAAGCGGCUCAAGGCAUAUAGUGAAAUCUUUAAAUAACCCACCAAAGUCAUCAAUACAAGUGCCCUUAAGUUUCAAGUUAAUUUAUCUAUUAAAAAAAAAAAAAAAAAAAAAAA